Molecule: messenger RNA, 907 nt
Organism: Galleria mellonella (greater wax moth)
Lineage: Eukaryota; Metazoa; Arthropoda; Insecta; Lepidoptera; Pyralidae
Exons: 4
Coding region: 130-840 (236 amino acids)
Source: RefSeq, a predicted model, not a curated record
UCAAUCAAAUAUGUCUUCUUAUUUCAGAUGAUUGUGAAUAAAAGUUGAAAAAAGUUUUAUGAAAGUUGAAAUAUAAAGUGUUCCAAUACUUACGUGCUUGAUUCUUUUUGAAAGUUUCCAAACCAGUAGAUGGAUUCUAUAACGAGUACUGAUGAACUGUCUAUUGAAACGAAAAUAACACAACAAAAUAUUCUUUUGGAAAUUAUCAAAGAAUUGUGCAGUGAAUCUAAUGGAAAGCUAUCUAGUAAUUUGAAAGGAAAAAUAAAUAGAAUAAUAGCAGACUGUGAUUUAACACAUUAUUCCAGUUUACAUAAACUUAGCACAGCCGAUGAAAGUACAUCUAUGCUAUUGGGGUGCAUGCAUCAAGCAACUGCAGAUCUAACGUUCGAUGAACAAGCUGAACUCAACCAGGCUAUAAUUCACAAAAUACAGAUAAAAAUACCAGCAUUUACAUCUGAAUUGGAAAAACUGCAUCAAAUUUCUAGCAAACAAUCUAAUAAAAAUCAAAUAAAAGAAUUACAAGAGCAUUUAGAUGAGAAACUGAACACAUUGCAAGAACAAGAGAGUGAGAAGGUGGAAUUGAUGAUGGAGUGGCUCAAUCACAGGUUGAAUGAAGUGACUAAGUUUAGUGAUCAUUCAACUGAAUUGCUCACACUUAAAACUAAGAUUUUGGAUUUAAAGUCCAAAAUACUUCACCUACAGAUUCUACAAAAUAUAUUUACUGAGACAAAUCAGUCAAUAAAAGCUUAUAGUGAGAUUCACAAAGACUUGAAAGACAGCAUAAAGGAAACUGAAGAGAGGAUCAAGAAUUUUCGGCGUAUUAUUGAUAGUGAUACUUAGUUUUUUAAACAUUUAUUAUGUUAAUUAUAUUAAUUUAUAUAGGAAAAUAUAUUAUUAUAAAAUGAGA